This is a messenger RNA of Hippocampus zosterae (dwarf seahorse), 1164 nucleotides long. RefSeq lists its product as uncharacterized. The record is from RefSeq and is a predicted model, not a curated record. NCBI's taxonomy places the organism in Eukaryota, Metazoa, Chordata, Actinopteri, Syngnathiformes, Syngnathidae. The transcript is spliced from 2 exons. The coding region runs from base 46 to 969 and encodes 307 amino acids.
CAAGCCCCAACGAAUGCAGAUGAUGAGAUUGGGUGGCCAGACCCAAUGAAUGAAAUGCUGAGCGAGGCAGCAUCUGACCUGAAAGCUAAGAUCAUGGCGAGAAUGAAAGCUGGGCAACCUAGAAACCGAUUACAACGGCUAUGUGAAGUACCACCUGAAAGUCUCAUGGAAAGUGUGAAUGCAGCACUGAGGGCGAUCCCUACCGUAACGAUCACGGAAACCAAUGAGCUGAUAUACGCUUCAGCAUCAGUGAUCCUGGAGACUCUGGGCUAUAAGAGCAACCAUGGAAGCCAUGAGAUACGUUACCCACCAUGGAAAAGACGGUUGGAGGCUAAGAUCAAGGCGGCCCGGAAUGAUGUGAGUCAAUUGACGGAGGCCCAGAGAGGUGUGAUGAAAAGGCCGAUACCCGAGAAGUACAUCCAGAUGACCAUACCUGAAGCACUCGAGACUGCCAAACAAAGGCCCCAAGCCUUGUCCAGUCGCCUAAAGCGGUACACGAAAGAGAAUGAGGCCAGACGAAUAAACAGGCUGUUCGCAACACAACCUGCGAAAGUGUACGCUCAGUGGCAGGGUCCUAACAACAGAGCUGACCCACCAAGACUGGAAACUGAAAGGUACUGGAAAGGCAUAUGGGAGAAGGAGAAGGUUGCACAUAACAGCAGUGCACAAUGGCUGGUGACCCUGAGAGAGGAGCACAGCAACCUCCCUGAACAGAACCCAGUUAUCAUAACAGUGGCAGACAUACAGGAAAGAGUCUCAGAUAUGAAGAACUGGACUGCAUCAGGCCCGGACAUGGUCCACACAUACUGGCUAAAGUAUAGCUGUCAACUUUUCGGAGCGCCAACCUGUAUAAACUACCAAAAAAAUCUUUAUAACAUACCAAAGCAUUUUAUAUGUCAAAAAGGCAGAAAAAACACGAAAUUUUCAAUGAUAUUUAUUGUAGAUCUCCAAAAUACAAUGUCUGGUUAAUGUAUAAUCAUCAUUCUAACGGAAAUUUUCAGGAUCCGUAUGACAUGUGCGACACGGCCAUAUACAUAAGAUUCACUACAAAAUCCGUAUGAACUAAGGCUAAACGGUAUGAGUUGACAGGUAUGCUAAAGAAACUCACAGCACUCCAUGAGUGCCUAACAGCACAAAUGAACCACCUGCUGAGGAAUGGGACUC